Adineta ricciae is the source of this 450-nucleotide messenger RNA. The record is from the annotation of a GenBank genome assembly. Lineage: Eukaryota; Metazoa; Rotifera; Eurotatoria; Adinetida; Adinetidae.
AUGGAAGUAGCGAAUCUAAGUGAGAUAAUUGUACGAAAUAAACUUCGACAUGAUUUGAGAAAUGUCACAUUGGUGUAUGCUGUUAGUAACAAAUUGCAAGCACGCUCAUUUUUAGCAACGGAAUAUUGGCUUGAUUGGAGAACUGUUAAUGUGGUAACUGAACAAAAUAUUAGAAAUAUAAUUCGCAAAGAUGUUGGGGAAAUAUUGUCACGGCGUGAAAGAGCUAUAGAUGGUUUUGGCUGCAAUACGUGCUAUCGUCAUUAUUGGCAAUUAUAUUGGGAAAUGAAUGGAAGACGAUAUAAGAUAAAUAAAGACAACGCACAAGUUAAUGUGUGGGAUAUAGACCGUGGUGGAGACUUAGAAAUAACAUUACUCAAUGAAGGUAUUCAUAUUCGUGUAGAUUUUAAAUUACCGUCGGGAAAUGCUUAUUUUUACGCUGAAAACGUCUGA